This is a messenger RNA of Prinia subflava (tawny-flanked prinia), 2114 nucleotides long. Its product is annotated as carbonic anhydrase 3-like. Gene Ontology annotation, molecular function: carbonate dehydratase activity; zinc ion binding. Lineage: Eukaryota; Metazoa; Chordata; Aves; Passeriformes; Cisticolidae. The record is from RefSeq and is a predicted model, not a curated record. Bases 198 to 986 code for a protein of 262 amino acids. The transcript is spliced from 7 exons. Gene Ontology annotation, cellular component: cytosol.
GGGCGGAGCCGCGCCUGAGGGACGGGCAUGGAGGGAGCUGCGGGGUCCCGCCGCCAUCCCCCUGCCUGCUCCGGGGCAGAACACGGCUCUGCCCCGCGGCCGCCCCCGGCCCUGCCCUGCCCGGCCCCGCGGGCAGGACGCGAAGCCGCGGCCGUCUAUAAAAGGCCGUGAGCCAGGGAGCGGCGAGCAGCGGCACCAUGGCCCAGUCCGUGUGGGGCUACGACAGCGACAAUGGACCCGAGCGCUGGCACGAAAACUACCCGCUGGCCAAGGGCGACAAGCAGUCGCCCAUCGAGAUCAACAGCAAGGACGUGCAGCACGAUUCCUCCCUCCCCGCCUGGCACGCCAGCUAUGACCCCGGGGCAGCCAAAACCAUCCUGAACAACGGGCGCACCUGCCGCGUCGUCUUCGACGACACUUUCGAUCGAUCAGUGCUCAGAGGGGGCCCGCUCACCGGCGCCUACCGCCUGCGCCAGCUGCACCUGCACUGGGGCUCCUCCGACGACCACGGCUCCGAACAUGUCAUCGACGGCGUCAAGUACGCGGCAGAGUUACAUAUGGUGCACUGGAAUCCAAAACACGGUAAUUUUGCUGGAGCUUUAAAACAACCUGAUGGUGUAGCUGUUGUGGGCAUUUUUCUGAAAGUUGGAAACACUCCCAAACCAGAGAUGAAGAGAAUUCUUGAAGAAAUUGAAAACAUUAAGACCAAGGGGAAGGAGGCUCCUUUUCUGAACUUUGAUCCUUCAAUCCUUUUCCCCAAAUCUCGGGACUACUGGACCUACCACGGUUCGUUCACCACGCCCCCCUGUGAGGAGUGCAUCACCUGGAUUCUCCUGAGGGAGCCGAUCGAAGUCAGCUCAGACCAGAUGGCAAAGCUCCGGAGCCUUUCCAAGAACGAUGAGAAUGAACCCAUGAGUCCUCUUGUUGGCAACUGGCGCCCGCCGCAGCCUCUGAAAGGCAGGAUAGUCAGAGCCUCAUUCAAGUAAAACCUCAAGUCCUGCUCUGCUGAACCUGAGUGAGAAAAUCCUUACAUCACAAAAGUGUAGUUAGUGCUUUGCUGUCUACUGCUUUUCCUCUGGAUCCAGAUCUGUGUUUCUCAGUUUGAAAUUCUGAGUGGUAAAAGUGAAUCUGUUUUUAAAGGCAGAAAAAUACUGUAUGCAAAUACUAAGCAUAAUAAGCAAAUAUGAGAAGUAAUGAUUCUUGACCACAAAUGCCUCAGCAUUUAUGGUCACUUCUCUGCCUUGUGGUCUUAUAAGAAAAAUAGGCUCAGUUUCAAUAUUCAAAAUUAAUUUCAAAAGCAAAAAAAUGAACCAGUAGUUCAGGAAAGCAGAAGUAACAGUAGAUGAAGAGGAGGGAAAUGCCUGUCUCUACACUGUGAUCUUGCUCAGACUUGCCACCCUCGGAGACAUCUAAAGAAUAAGUACCCCUUUAAAAUACCAGAUUUUCCCUUCUCUGUCUUGUUCAUAGUUUUUUUUAUCCCAGAUUAGAUUAGUGUUCUGAGGGUAAAAUCAGGCAUACUCAGUUUCUGUGUGAAGAAGAAAAGAGACCUUGCUGUCAUUUCAGCAUUUGCACUCUUUGCCAUAUCCCGCUGCUUACACUGUUUAUCUUUUCUUCUUUCACUGCUGCUGUUACUUAACCCAUCCAGUGUAGAGACCUGCUGGUAUCAUCUUGCUUUGUAUUUAGUAUACAAAUUCUGAAAGGAAAGUGGCUUUCUUCUGCUGCUCUAUGUUAUCUCCCAGAAUGAUGGAUUUUUGAUGCUCUGCCUGCUUUUUAUAUUUGCCACCUUAACGGUUUCACCUGUUAGGGAUUUUUUGCAUAUGGAAAGGAUUUUUCUGGAUGAUUCAUUUGUGUCAUUUGUCAUCUCUGCUAUGGAAAAAUGCAGGUCAAGUCACCUAAGUGUUUGUUUGACUCCGUAGCUGGAGAAUAUAAGUGGAUUCUGUUUGGCUCAGUUCCUUUCUGGGGAGACACAUCAGCUUUCAAUUAUGAUCCAAGCAAGGAAUCACUGGCAGACAGAAAUAUCUAAAUCAACUUCCCUUGUCCUUCAUCAUGUAAACUUUAUCAUUUCACUGUACAAGUAUCAUCGAUCUGUGAAUAAAGGUCAGCAUUAUAUUCAA